Messenger RNA from Chanos chanos (milkfish), 3957 nucleotides. RefSeq names its product NACHT, LRR and PYD domains-containing protein 12-like. Lineage: Eukaryota; Metazoa; Chordata; Actinopteri; Gonorynchiformes; Chanidae. The transcript has 12 exons. The record is from RefSeq and is a predicted model, not a curated record. Gene Ontology annotation, molecular function: protein binding. The coding region runs from base 1 to 3957 and encodes 1318 amino acids.
AUGGCAGCUUCAGCUCAGACUGACUCAGGCCACACCAGCAUCUCAGCUCAGACUGGUUCUGGCCACACCAGCAUCUCAGCUCAGACUGGUUCUGGCCACACCAGCAUCUCAGCUCAGACAGGGGCUUCAGUUAAUGCUCCUGAACUCACUGGCAACACAUUUUAUGGUCCAGUGCAUUUAAUCAGUGUCACCACUCCUCACUCUAUGCAAGAAGAUGCACAAGAGCAUUCGGUCAAAACAAACCUAAAGCACAGCCUUAAAGUGAAAUAUGGCUCGAUUCAUGAAGGAAACCCUGCGACAGACUUGAAGGAUGAAUGUAAGCUCCUAAAUGCCAUCUACACCGAUCUCUACAUAGUGAAGGGAGGAACAGGAGGAGUUUGUAAUGAACAUGAGGUAAGACAGGCUGAAGCAGCAUGCAGGAGACAUGACGAAGAGGAAAUUCCAGUCAAGAUCUCUGACAUCUUUAAAAAUGGACCUGAUCAACAAAAUCACAUCAAAAAAGUUUUGACACUCGGGAUUGCCGGUGUGGGAAAAACCGUCUCAGUGCAGAAGUUCAUUCUAGACUGGGCUGAAGGUGGAAACAACCAGGAUAUAGACUUCAUUUUCCCUAUUCCAUUCCGUAAUUUGAACUUGAUGACAAAACGAGACUGUAGUCUGAUGGAACUGCUUCACCGAUGUUUCCCAGACACAGCCUGUAUGAAAUCUCUCCCAUUAGAGAAGAGGAGAAUCAUGUUCAUCUUCGAUGGCCUCGACGAAAGCCGACUUCCUCUGAAAUUCUCAGAAAAUGAAAUAGUGAGUAACAUUAUGGAAGAAACCUCAGUGGAUCUUCUGAUCACAAACCUUAUUAAGGAGGAAAUGCUGCCUUCAGCUCUCAUUUGGAUAACCUCCAGACCUGCAGCAGCGGACCAGAUCCCUCGUGAAUACAUCCACCAGGUAACAGAGGUGAGAGGGUUCACAGACAUACAAAAGGAGGAAUACUUCAGGAAAAGAAUCAGUGAUCAGGACCAAGCCGAAAGUAUCAUCUCACAUAUUAAGAAAUCAAGAAGUCUUCACAUCCUGUGUCACAUACCGGUCUUCUGUUGGAUCUCAGCCACUGUGCUCAAAAAGAUGUUGGGUGAAUAUGACAAUGGAGAUAUACCCAAAACUCUAACUGAGAUGUACAUACGUUUUCUACUCUUUCAAUCAAAAAUGAUGGAAAAGAAAUAUAAAGAGGCAGAAUCAGGGAUACUGAAGCUUGCUGAACUUGCAUUUCAUCAGCUGGAAAAGGGGAACCUGCUGUUUUAUGAGGAGGACCUCAGCGAGUGUGGCAUUGAUGUCAGACAAGCUUCAGUCUAUUCGGGAUUUUGCACACAGAUUUUUAAAGAGGAGGAGGAGGUUUUCAGCUUUGUGCAUCUGAGUGUUCAAGAAUGUCUUGCUGCUGUUCAUGUGUUCCUCUCAUUCCUUGAAAGCAAGAGUAAUCCACUGCUUCACAGUUCAGCAGAGAAACUGCAAUGGCUGUUGAGGCACAACAUGUGUGACCUCCACAAGACUGCGGUAAAAAGAACGUUACAGAGUAGGACUGGUCACCUGGACCUUUUCCUCCGCUUCCUCCUUGGCCUUUCACUGGAGUCUAAUCAGAGGAACCUUAAGAAACUGCUACCACACGUGAAGAUCAGACCAGAGAGUGUGAAGGAAACAGUAGAGUACAUCAAGAGGAAACUCAAUGAGGAUAUCUCAUCAGAGAGGAGCAUCAAUCUUCUCUAUUGUCUGAGUGAGCUGAAAGAUGACUCACUCUUGUCUGAAAUCCAGAAGCUUCUGAGCUCAGGAAAUUUCUUACUGAAGAAACUCUCAUCUGCCCAGUGGUCAGCUCUGGUGUUUGUCCUGCAGAUGUCAGAGGAGACUCAGGAAAAAUUUGAACUGAUGAAAUACAGAGGAUCAGAUGAAGGCCUUAAGAGACUUCUACCUGUGGUGAAAAACACCAAACGAGCUUUGUUGUCUUACUGUAGACUCACUGAACAGUCCUGUGAAACUGUAGCUUCAGUUCUACAGUCAGCAAACUGUCCCCUGAGAGAACUGGACCUGAGUAACAAUGACCUUCAGGAUUCAGGAGUGAAGCUGCUCUUUGCUGGACUGGAGGGUCCACAAUUUAAACUGGAGGUACUCAGGCUUGCUGGUUGUAAAAUCAGUGAGAACUCCUUGGAAACUAUGGUCUCAGCUCUACAGUCAGCAAACUUCCCCUUGAUGGAGCUGGACCUGAGUAACAACGACCUUCAGGAUUCAGGAAUGAAGCUGCUCUCUGCUGGACUGGAGAGUUCGCACUGUAAACUGGAAAUACUGAGACUUGCUAUUUGCAAACUAACUGAACAAUCCUGUGGAGUUGCAGUCUUAGCUCUACGGUCAGCAAACUGUCCCCUGAGAGAACUGGACCUGAGUAACAAUGACCUUCAGGAUUCAGGAGUGAAGCUGCUCUUUGCUGGACUGGAGGAUCCACACUGUAAACUGGAGAUACUGAGACUUGCUGGUUGUAAACUCACUGAGAGGUCCUGUUCAUCUGUGGCCUCAGUUCUACAGUCAGCAAACUGCCCCCUGAGAGAACUGGACCUGAGUAACAAUGACCUUCAGGAUUCAGGAGUGAGGCUGAUCUUUGCUGGACUGGAGAAUCCACACAGUAAACUGGAGAUACUGAAACUUGCUGGCUGUAAUCUCACUGAGAGGUCUUGUUUAUCUGUAGCCUCAAAUCUACAGUCGACAAACUGCGCCCUGAAAGAGCUAGGCCUGAGUUACAAUGACCUUCAGGAUUCAGAAGUGAAGCUGCUCUUUGCUGGACUGAAGAAUCCACACUGUAAACUGGAGACGCUCAGACUUGCUGGCUGUAAACUCACUGAACAGUCCUGUGAAGCUGUAGCCUCAGUUCUACAGUCAGUAAACUGUCCCCUGAGAGAACUGGAUCUGAGGAACAAUGACCUUCAGGAUUCAGGAGUGAAGUUGCUCUGUGUGGGACUGAAGAAUCCACAGUGUAAAAUGGAGAUUCUGAGAGUUGCUGGCUGUAAACUCAGUGAGAAGUCUUGUGAAACAGUGGCUUCAGUCCUAAAGUCAGCAAACUGUCUCCUGAGAGAGGUCGACCUGAGUAACAAUGACCUUCACGAUUCAGGAGUGAAGCUACUCUCUGCUGGACUGGAGAAUCCACACUGUAAACUGGAAAUACUGAAGUUAUCUGGCUGUUUAGUGACAGAGGAAGGCUGUUCUUCUCUGGCUUCAGCUCUGAGAUCAAACCCCUCACACCUGAGAAAGUUGGAUCUGAGCUACAAUCACCCGGGAGAUUCAGGAAUGAAGCUGCUCUCUGCUAAACUGGGGGAACCAAACUGUGAACUGGGAAUGCUCAAUGUGGAGCAUGGAGGAGAACUCAGGAUGAAACCAGGACUACGAAAAUAUGCCUGUAAACUCACGCUGGACCCAAAUACAGCAAACAGACAUCUCUCUCUCUCUGAGGGGAACAGAAAGGUGGCUUGUGUAACAGAGCAGUCGUAUCCUGAUCAUCCAGAAAGAUUCGAGGAAUUAUCUGUGGUGCUGUGUAGAGAGAAUCUGACUGGGCGCUGUUACUGGGAAGUUGACAUCAGUGGGUGUAUAGCAAUCGGAGUGACUUAUAAAGGAAUUGGUAGAAAAGGAAAAGGUCGUGACUGUAGGUUUGGAUUCAAUGACAAGAGCUGGUCUCUGUUCUGCUUUAAAGACAGAUACAGUGCUUGGCACAACAAUCACAGAACUUUCAAAGGCAAACCUUCCUUAUAUUCUGAAAGAGUAGGAGUGUAUCUGGACUGGCCAGCUGGGACCCUGUCCUUCUACAACGUCUCCUCUGACACACACACACUCACACACAUACACACAUUCCACUCCACAUUCACUGAACCCCUUUAUGCAGGGUUCAGGCUGUGGCGUAUAUAUUUCAAUGACUCUUCUUUGACUCUGUGGAAGACAGAAUAG